Messenger RNA from Papaver somniferum (opium poppy), 609 nucleotides. RefSeq names its product probable 2-oxoglutarate/Fe(II)-dependent dioxygenase. The record is from RefSeq and is a predicted model, not a curated record. The transcript has 3 exons. NCBI's taxonomy places the organism in Eukaryota, Viridiplantae, Streptophyta, Magnoliopsida, Ranunculales, Papaveraceae. Bases 1 to 609 code for a protein of 202 amino acids.
AUGGCUGCGUUGGAGGCUAUUCAGUGGGCAAAACGCAAAGGAAUCACUAGUCUUCAUAUGGAAGGAGAUAGCAAAAAUGCAAUCAAUGUUCAGUGGGCUAUGUUAAGUGGACUACUUGCAAGGAAAAAAAAGAAGUUGUGGCAGAAAUCAGGAGAUCAAGAGGGAUACGGGCACCAGUUUGUGGUUUCAGAUGACCAGAAGCUUGAUUGGUAUGACAUGUUCCUUAUAGCAACUUUACCAACUAGAAUUCGAAAGGCUCAUGUAUUUGCCGCUGUCUCGUUACCACUGAGGGAGGCGUUGGAGGUUUAUUCGCUAGGAUUGAAAAAACUGACCAUGAUUCUUCUUGGACAAAUGUCUAAAGCUCUAAACAUGGACUCUAACGAGAUGAUAGAUUUAUUUAAUGAUUGUUCGCAAAGAAUGAGGUUGAGUUACUAUCCUCCUUGCCCAAAACCAGAGCAGGUAUUAGGUGCAUCACCGCACUCGGAUGCUUGUGCUUUGACGAUUCUUUUACAAAUUAACGAAACAGAUGGACUUCAGAUCCGUAAAGAUGGAAAAUGGCUUCUAGUGAAACCCCUCCUUAUGCUUUUAUCGUCAAUGUUGGAGACAUGA